This is a messenger RNA of Eutrema salsugineum, 474 nucleotides long. Its product is annotated as AT-hook motif nuclear-localized protein 11. The coding region runs from base 1 to 474 and encodes 157 amino acids. The transcript has 4 exons. NCBI's taxonomy places the organism in Eukaryota, Viridiplantae, Streptophyta, Magnoliopsida, Brassicales, Brassicaceae. The record is from RefSeq and is a predicted model, not a curated record. Gene Ontology annotation, molecular function: minor groove of adenine-thymine-rich DNA binding.
AUGGAUCAAAACGAGAGCACCACUACUGUGUCAAUGUCGGACUCAAGCCCAAACUCUCACGCUGCUCCGGUCACAGUGACUGCUGAAGGGUCAUUGGUCAAGAUGGAGAAGGAGACCAAAACAGGAGAUACGUCGAUGAAGAGGAAAAGAGGGAGGCCGAGGAAGUACGAUCCCAACGCAAACUCGAUCAAACCGUUUGGAACGCCAGGGGAAUCCUCGACAAAGAGAUUGUUGAGGAAGAGAAGAGAUGGUCGGUCUGUGAGUCAUGGAGGAUGGGACUUCAGGGCACAUAUGCUCACAAUUAAUACCCAAGAGGACAUAAUCGAGAGGAUUAUGUCGUUCACGCAAAACGGUUCCCGAGGGAUCUGCGUUUUGUCAGCAAAUGGUGCGGUUUCUAACGUCAAGAUUCAACCUGUCGGCUUCAAUCACAAUGUCUUGACGUUUAAGAACCUCGUUAGCCAUAGAUUUGGAUAG